This is a messenger RNA of Rotaria sp. Silwood2, 300 nucleotides long. The record is from the annotation of a GenBank genome assembly. NCBI's taxonomy places the organism in Eukaryota, Metazoa, Rotifera, Eurotatoria, Philodinida, Philodinidae.
AUGAAUACAAGAAACGCAUAUUUAGCACAAGAAUUAAAAAAUGAUCAUACAAAAUCAAAAGAUGUGUUCGAUUCAAAAGAUAUUACUCAAGCGCAAGUAUUAGUUACUGGUGCAGAUAUAUCAGGUUUAGAAGCGGUUCGUUUCUUGAUACAGGAUGGAGUACAAACACUUGGAGUUAAAGCACGAAAUCGUACUGGUGGUCAAAUCUGGCCGGUUCAGUCAAAAAAUGACCACAUACUCGGUUUAGGUGCAAACUGGAUUCAUGGUAUCAGUGGAUUUAUAUCACAUGGUUUUCUAUAG